Molecule: messenger RNA, 1237 nt
Organism: Octodon degus (degu)
Lineage: Eukaryota; Metazoa; Chordata; Mammalia; Rodentia; Octodontidae
Gene: Mrps27
Product: mitochondrial ribosomal protein S27
Exons: 9
Coding region: 13-1092 (359 amino acids)
Cellular component (GO): mitochondrion
Molecular function (GO): protein binding
Source: RefSeq, a predicted model, not a curated record
CUUGCAUCUUUAAUGGACAAAACAUAUGAGAAAAAUUUUCCUGUUAGUUCUUUGACAAUAUCACGGUUUGUGGACAAUAUCUCAUCGCGAGAAGAAAUAGACCAUGCAGAAUAUUACCUUUACAAAUUUCGACACAGUCCCAACUGCUUGUACCUAAGAGCUUGGACUAUCCACACGUGGAUUAGGCAGUGUCUAAAAUAUGGUGCCCAAGACAAAGCCUUGUAUACCCUUGUCAAUAAGGUUCAAUAUGGAAUUUUUCCAGAUAAUUUUACAUUCAACUUAUUGCUGGAUUCUUUCAUAAAGAAAGAAAAUUACAAAGAUGCUUUAUCUGUGGUUUUUGAGAUCAUGAAGCAAGAAGAAUUUGAAUUGCCCUCCACUCAGCUCCUUUCUCUCUAUGUUUUAUAUCAUUGCCUGGCAGAGAAGACCAACCUCAGCUGUGAAGAGGAGAGGAACUUUGGUGCAUCCCUGUUACUUCCAGGCCUAAAACAGAAGAACUCAGUGGGUGUGAGUUCGCAGUUAUAUGGCUAUGCCCUUCUUGGAAAGGUGGAAAUGCAGCACGGACUUCGGGCUGUGUACCCCAACAUGCCUCUGAUAUGGAAACCAGGCUACCUGGACCGAGCCCUUCAAGUGAUGGAGAAGGUGGCCUCCUCCCCAGAGGACACAAAGCUCUGUGGAGAAGCGCUUGUAGUGCUGGAUAGAACUCUGAAGGCAGUGACUUCUCCAGCUGAGGAGUCUUCAGAGAAACCUCCCCCAGAAGGUGGAGACGGCCCAGCCUCAGAUAAUGUGGUGGAGCAGCUGGACAUAGAGGAACCAGAAGCGUCCAAGCUUCCCCAGUACCUGGAGCGCUUCAAGGUCUCUCAGUCUAAGCUGCAGGCUCUGGGCAAAAUUGAGUCAGAAAGCCUUUUAACUCUGACCACCCAACUUGUCAAAGAGAAGCUUCCAGCCUGUGAGCCCAAGGACCUCGCCGCCUAUGAGCAAAAACUGCAGGAGUGGCAUGUGGCACGGAUGAAUUUGAUACAGAAAGAGCAGGAGCAGAGGGAGAAAGCGAAGCAAGAGUACCAGGCCCAGAAAGCAGCCAAGGCAGCAGCCUAGUGCACGCAGGCCAGCCAUCAUGCAAGGACCUCCCACAGCUGCUGCCGCACUCAGCAGAGACGGGUGGGCCCUCAACCUCUUCUCUCGGGGUGUUUUUGUUUUUUGUUUUGUUUUGUCUUUUUGAGACAGGGUUUCUCUAUGCAGU